AUGUUUGAGACCCGUUUGAUGCUGUCUGACAGUCGAAAGCAAGCCCGUGAAGCAAGCAGACAAUUCGACCCUGUGCCCUUACAGCCCUGUGAAUUUAUUCUCCUUUUGCUCUUUUUGUCAGUGCUGGAACUGAGGAUACAGGUGAUCCCCACUCUCGCCUUUACGGAAACAUCGCCAUCCAGGAAGGGGUUGGACUCUCAGAAAGCUGCCUCCAGGGACGGGUUACGAUCACUGAGCCCAAUCUGUCGACCCCCCAACUCCCUCCCUACUCAAGGUCUAACUGGGGUCCCUCUCCUGCUUCCUGGGGCUCCGAGCGCUGGGGUGUGGGCACUCUUGGGGUGUGGAGCAGCGGCAGCCAGUGCAGACCCUCUCCCGCCAGGGCUUGGGGUCCGGAGGAGCACAGAGCGGCUGCUAGCCCCUCCCCUCCGCGGGCUGGAGGGGCUGACGCGUAGGGAGGGUCCGGGCGGGGCCGGCUCUACGAUCGUCCGCCCCCACUCUCCCGCCGCGCGUAGGGAGGAGGGAGCGAGUGACGCGCACCCCGAAAAGGACUUAAGUCGGAGAAGUUUGCGCACAGCUUCAUCUUUGGGCGAGCAGAGGCAGGCUCUGCUAAGGAGAGCCAGUGGUCCAAGCCCCUGGACGGACUGCAGCUUGGUUGGAGAGGUGCUUCUGCACCUCACUCUGAGGAAAAGGCGGAACCUCCGAAAACCGAAGAUGAGGUUCCUUCUCCUGAACAGGUUCACCCUGCUGUUCCUGCUCCUCGUGAGCCCUACUCCAGUUCUUCAGGCUCCUACCAAUCUCACUGACUCCGGCCUUGAUCAGGAGCCAUUCCUGUACUUGGUUGGACGCAAGAAGCUUCUGGAUGCUCAGUACAAGUGCUAUGACCGGAUUCAGGAGUUGCCCCCUUAUGAGGGAGAAGGUCCAUAUUGCAACCGAACUUGGGAUGGAUGGAUGUGCUGGGAUGACACUCCAGCUGGUGUAAUGUCCUAUCAGCACUGCCCUGACUACUUUCCGGACUUUGACCCAGCAGAAAAGGUUUCAAAAUACUGCGAUGAAAAUGGAGAGUGGUUUAGACACCCUGACAGCAACCGAACCUGGUCCAACUACACUCUGUGCAAUGCUUUCACUCCUGACAAACUGCAUAAUGCAUACGUUCUUUAUUACCUAGCACUUGUGGGCCACUCCAUCUCAAUUGCUGCUCUGAUUGCUUCCAUGGGGAUCUUCUUGUUUUUCAAGAACCUUAGCUGCCAGAGAGUGACUCUGCACAAGAACAUGUUCCUCACUUAUAUCCUGAACUCUAUCAUUAUCAUCAUCCACCUGGUUGAGGUUGUGCCCAAUGGAGAUCUGGUGCGACGGGAUCCUAUAAGUUGCAAGAUUCUGCACUUUUUCCAUCAGUACAUGAUGGCUUGCAACUACUUCUGGAUGCUGUGUGAGGGGAUCUACCUUCACACUCUGAUCGUCAUGGCUGUGUUCACCGAGGAUCAACGUCUGCGCUGGUACUAUUUACUUGGCUGGGGGUUCCCAAUAGUGCCAACUAUUAUCCAUGCCAUUACUCGUGCCGUCUACUACAACGACAACUGCUGGCUGAGUACGGAGACCCACUUGCUUUACAUCAUCCAUGGACCCGUCAUGGCGGCUCUGGUGGUCAACUUCUUCUUUCUGCUCAACAUUGUCCGUGUGCUUGUGACCAAGAUGAGGCAAACCCAUGAAGCCGAGGCCUACAUGUACCUGAAGGCUGUAAAGGCCACCAUGGUCCUUGUGCCCCUGCUGGGGAUCCAGUUUGUUGUGUUUCCCUGGAGGCCCUCCAACAAAGUGCUUGGGCAGAUCUAUGAUUAUCUCAUGCACUCUCUGAUUCAUUUCCAGGGAUUCUUUGUCGCGACUAUCUACUGCUUCUGUAACCAUGAGGUGCAAGUGACCCUGAAGCGUCAGUGGGCGCAGUUCAAGAUCCAGUGGAGCCAUCGCUGGGGUAGGCGCCGCCGCCCCAACAACCGAGUGGUUAGCGCUCCUCGUGCUGUAGCCUUUGCAGAACCAGAUGGCCUCCCCAUUUACAUCUGCCAUCAGGAACCAAGGAAUCCUCCAGUCAGCAACAACGAAGGCGAAGAGGGUACUGAAAUGAUCCCCAUGAAUGUCAUCCAGCAAGACUCAUCCGCUUGAAUGCUUGAAUGUGAAGCAACCCCCCCCCCAACAUUGUGAUCCACUGAGCCUUCAUUUCCUGGGAGAACGAUAGACCAUGCGUUUCAAGUGAUCCCCAUCCUCCCAGGAGCUAAGCAUAUCAUUUGUGAAGAUGUAUUAAGUGAAUUUGUCCAUAGUGAAUUUGAAGAACGUUAUUCUUGGUACUAUUGCUUUGGGAGUCAGGCUAGGCUCUCAGUGCAAUUUGUGAACUCCCAUUAUUCAUCUAGGACUGAGAUGACAGUGUUCAUAGGAAUGUAGACAAGGUAUCCAAAACUGCCACUAAAUUGACCUAGUUCAGAUAAGGGUGCUCCAUGUUAAUCUUGAGCCAUUUGUACCUUUGAGAAACUAAAAUCACUCUCAAUGUUUUUAAUUUUAACACUGGACUUUGAAUUAGACUAUUUCUGUAUUUGGCUAUGGAUCUGGUUUUUAAUGUUUUUAUUUCAGUCAAUUCCUAUAUUGCACAUUUUUUCAUCCGUACAAUGUCAACUGCACAAAUAACAUGACCUCUGAAAGAUGCUGUGUCUUUUAUAACAUGAUCCACGUCACCAGGCAGACCCAAAUACUGUAAAGAAUUGAUCUGAAUGUUGAGUGUGCUUUGGUCACUGACAUUUAUAAAUUGGGAGGUCAUCAAGAACCUAUCACUAAAUUUUUCACAAAACUGAUCCCCCUCAAAUGUAAUUUUCCAUCCAAGAGAACACUCUUUAAAGAUAGUUUUCCACUUUCCUAAACUACAGGAUUUAUAAAGCAAAUCAUUCCAAGGUUUAUAAAGCAGAUUACCUCUUGCCCUUGGGUGCUAUUUAGCAGUGAGAGAUAGAUUUGUUUACGACUGGUAAUUAAAAGACUCCAUUCACGUCCAUUAACUGCCUUCCACCCAGCUUCAAAGCUUGACAAGAUCCCUGUGUUUUCCAGGAAGACUCAGUGUGGCUAAUUACAAAUCAGUUUCUAGUUGACCUCUUGUUUGCUUCUAUUAGCAAAACAAGGAGGGAAAAAAGCAAACCACAAUGUAAGGACUUGGAGUUUAACCACAUAUUAGUUCAUCUUAAAUUAAAGACAAGCUUCUCACCAAAACCCAGUACCAUAUUUCCACGCCUCUCUUUACUCCCCAGAAUGAGAUCUUCCAAGAUCCACAAAUAAACCAAUACCAUUACCAAUUUCUGAAUCUGCAACUGCAAUCAAUUAUCAUUAUUAAUUUGUAUGCUGAAUGAGACGCAUCCUUGAGACCCUUAAAAAUCUCAUCUCCUCUUUGUCAUCUUGUGUCACUGCCUUUCAGAGGUGAUUUAGUUGCGUAAAAACAAAAGUAACUUGAUUCGUUCCGGUUACGUACUUGGUGCACCCAGAGAAAAUUGUAUUUCGCUAGUGGCUGUGGCCCUUGGAUACUGAGAGUCUCCUUUACCAAAAUGGGAGAAUUGAAAGGAAGGAUUUUUUUUUCCAAUCACAGUGUUACGUGGUGAUGUUCCCAUGUUUUGUUUACAAACAUUGAAAUCAGUGUAUUUCAGGCAGCUCUGGUACAAAUGUGAUAGUGUAUUGCUGAAGAGUUUGAGACGUUAUUGUGCUUCUGUAGUAGGGGCUGAUGAAAUCAAACUGAUUUAUCAUAGCAUUGCAUGUAAUACCUAAAUUGUGUGAAACACUUCUUCUGUGUACGUGUAUAAAUUAAUACAAGCAUGUUGAA
Messenger RNA from Rattus rattus (black rat), 3838 nucleotides. RefSeq names its product calcitonin receptor (gene Calcr). Gene Ontology annotation, cellular component: axon; plasma membrane. Bases 1 to 2151 code for a protein of 716 amino acids. NCBI's taxonomy places the organism in Eukaryota, Metazoa, Chordata, Mammalia, Rodentia, Muridae. Gene Ontology annotation, molecular function: calcitonin receptor activity; amylin receptor activity. The record is from RefSeq and is a predicted model, not a curated record. The transcript is spliced from 16 exons. Gene Ontology annotation, biological process: positive regulation of cytosolic calcium ion concentration; cell surface receptor signaling pathway; adenylate cyclase-activating G protein-coupled receptor signaling pathway.